ACUUAAGAGUAGUACAUAAAUUUUACAUUAUAGAAAAAAACAUAGAAAAUAAUAACUACCUAAAUACGAGAAUAGGGUUUUGUACAAAUUGGAAGAAUCUCAUGCACAAUGGCUCUUAUAUCUAUAAGAUAAGACAUUUUAUCGAUCGCUCGAGAUCAAUGCGCUAAUUAACAUUUGCGUCAAUGAGAUUAGAGAAUGCUUGUCCUUUUAACGUUAGAAAUGUCGAUUUCUCAGGUGAUUGUCGUUUCAAGUUUUGAAUAAGCAAAAUGUUCAGGGUUUUAUGUUGUGGUGACAGCAAGGCUGCCACUAUAUUUCGGAUUGCCAUAUCCCAAAUGGUACUUUACACAGUUUUUAUAAUACUGUAUAUUGUUGCUUCGUUUUACACAGAUAAUUUAAACGAUGAAGAUGAUAACCCAAUUAUUGCUGAUCGUGUGUUGAUAAUAGGAGCCGUUUUAAAUGUGUUUCCUUUACUGUUAGCUAUUCUUCUCCACUUUGCUAUUGUGAAGAAAAAUUACGAGUACGUUCGAGCAUAUAUUUUAAUAAAAAUCUUCGAAACCAUCAUAAACACUUUAAUCCUUUUGGGUUUUUCGAUUUAUUUCGCUUUAAAAAUGGAGUUGUACAUCGCAUUGAUUCUUUGCGCAAUUCCUAUUGUUAUCGGAAUAUGGAUGUUGGAAUGUGUCGUCCUCGUGAAUGUUUAUUACACGAGUAGAACAAAACCGCAAGAAGAUAACCAAAAAGAAAUUCCCGAAAAUUUACCGCCCAUUAAUGAAGAAGCUUAAAACAGCGAAAAAUAAACGAGUUUUUGUGAAGUUUUGUGGAUUAUCUCAAAAACUUAUUGUGAUUUUUUAAUUUUUGGUGUUAUUUAUUUAUUGUUUUAGAAAGUGGUUUUAGAU
This is a messenger RNA of Onthophagus taurus, 893 nucleotides long. RefSeq lists its product as uncharacterized. The record is from RefSeq and is a predicted model, not a curated record. Lineage: Eukaryota; Metazoa; Arthropoda; Insecta; Coleoptera; Scarabaeidae.